This is a messenger RNA of Oncorhynchus masou masou (cherry salmon), 3422 nucleotides long. RefSeq names its product CREB regulated transcription coactivator 2 (gene crtc2). Lineage: Eukaryota; Metazoa; Chordata; Actinopteri; Salmoniformes; Salmonidae. Gene Ontology annotation, biological process: positive regulation of transcription by RNA polymerase II; protein homotetramerization. Bases 89 to 2842 code for a protein of 917 amino acids. Gene Ontology annotation, molecular function: cAMP response element binding protein binding. The transcript is spliced from 14 exons. Gene Ontology annotation, cellular component: cytoplasm; nucleus. The record is from RefSeq and is a predicted model, not a curated record.
ACGUGCAUAAAAGUGGUCCGUCACGGGUUGCAACUUGUUCUCUCCGGGGGCUUGUGUCUAGUUAACUGUACACUAGUUGUGGUCAGUUAUGUUUCUUGCAGGCACAGGAAAUGGGUGCUGCGGGGCUGGCCAGAGGUCAGGAUCUAGUAAUGGGUCCUGCAAUCCGCGAAAGUUUAGCGAGAAGAUUGCACUCCUCACCCAGCGACAAGCUGAGGACACCGCAGCCUUCCAGGAGGUUAUGAUGGACAUCACUUCCACCAGGAUUCAGGUCCAGAGAGCGCGGCAGGCCAGAAGCCUGGGCACUUAUUAUGGAGGCUCCCUUCCCAAUGUCAACCAGAUUGGGAGAAGCAUUUCAGAUGUACAGGGUCAGCUCCCCUGUAGUCCAGACAAUGGCUGCCCCUCAAGACUUCACCCAAUGGCAGAGUGGGCACAAGGAGAGGGGCGGCUUAGUUUUCCGGUCAGGCCAAACAGGAAACAUAUUGACAACUCUCCCUACCGCUCAGUUCACCCGACUCCACAACCUGAACCCAGUUUGAGAAGGAACUGGUCUAUCAGCUCUCCAGUGGACAAAAGCCACUUGAUGCACCCUCCCUUAACAGCACUUAAUAGAACUAACUCAGACUCGGCCCUGCACACCAGUGUGAGGAACACCCACGCAGGGGACCAGCAGCCUUUAAUCUCACAGAACAGGCACAAUGGUUUUCCAUAUCCAGUGCCUCCAAUUGAGGAGAAUGUCCUUGAAGAGGAAAAACCAUUAAGGAAUACCAAAAAGCUUCCUGCACUUCCCACUGGAGUCAAAUCGCAUAAAGUUCCUGGUAUAAAUUUCUCCAGCCUCCUGUCCUCACCAGAUCAGCAGUUCAGGGCUCUUAAUGUCCCUUCCGCUCUCAAUGCAAGUGGCUCCUUGCCCGAUCUCUCCAGCCUGCACCUCCCCUCCCCACAGCCAGUAGGUGGGGACUCACACAAACCCACUACCUGUAGCACUGGCCACCUACCUGGAACUCCCGCUCACCUUGAAGCCAGAGAUGAUGAAUUUCCCAUGCCAGGUUUGUCGUUGUCUCUCCAAGGCUCGUACAGUAACCCAUUGCUCCAGUCCUCCCACAGCAACCCCAAUAUUCAAGCCUCUCUGCGCAGCCACUCCCUUUCCAGCUCUCUAAACUCCACCUCCUUGAACUUGUCACUCAGCAACUCUUCUCUGCAGUCAUCCCCUAGCAACCAAUCCCUCCAGUCCUUCCUCAGCAGCUCUUCCCUAAGCGGCCUAUCCCUGCAAUCCGCAACUAGCCACUGUAGCUACAGCAGUGGGAUUGGCGGAUCUCGCUCUUGCUCCUCCUCUUCCCUAUCCUGCUCCCCACGUCCAAUUAGCCAGACGCGGGUGCCUUCGUUAAGAAGGCGGACUCCCCUCAGCCCACUGGUCGUUCCCACUGGUGGAGAGUCUCGCUGGCUCCAAUCUAAACAGUUUUCACCUGUUGGGUCUCCAAAGUUAUCUUCUAUAACUCAGGGAGUUCUCCUGAACACCAACCAAUUACCACAGGAGUCAAGGCCACCAGGGUAUCCUCACUGCCAACCUCAACACGAAGGUACUCCAGCAGCUCAGCAGCAUUCUCUGACAGAGGGGCAGCAGCAACCCAGCCAGGAACCGAAAAAAACACCACCACACCAAGAGAAAUCCAGGCAUCAACAACAAGACCAACAACACUCACAGCUACAGCUCCCACAGACACACAACCUCCAACAACUGCAAUAUCACCAUCGACAACAGUACCAGCACCCAAAUCAACUAUAUCAAUGCCAAAUCCAGCAUGUCCAGACAGAAAGUCAGGACCUGGACACAAAACAGCAAUAUCAAAGAGGGUCAAACCAUUGUGAGAACCCACAGCAACAACACCUACAUCAAUCACAAGAGGAACAGCAUCAAAGACAACAACAGAAACAAGUGUACCAAAACCUUCCACAGCACCAGCUAGAGAAGCAAAGGCAACAAUACCAGCAACACCCACACCAGCAGUACUCACAUCAGCAACAUGAUCAACAACAAGCGUACCAAAGACAACCUCAGCAAAACCGAGCACGUCGACAAGAUGAGCUGCUACUGCAGCAACAUCAGCUCCAGCAGGUUCAACUCUACCAACAGCAGCAGCAGACAAAUGGCUACCAGCAACAGCAGCAUGAGCAACAGUGGAAUCUCCAGUGUGCAUACCCACCAGCUCAGAGCCUUGACUUGAAUGGGCAGAACAUGUCAAACCCACAAAAAGUACCAAUGAUGACUCGUAAGCAUCAGACCCAAGCCCAGGGAAGGAGCUGGGCACAUCAGAAGGUGCAAAGUCAGAAGGACCAGAUUGAGUCGACCAAAAUCUUCUCACAGAUUAACUCCUUAAUGGACAACAAUCCAGGCCUCUACAAUGUGAGAAUAUCCCCAUCUGUUGCAUAUUGUGACACUUUCAUACUGAACCAUUUACAGCAGGAGUCCUACAUGGGUCUACAUCUCACACCACGCCAGACUCAGGCACUCUCCCAGCAGCUGGGACAGCUCAGUAAGGAGCCUCUCUGGGGAGAUCCUGGGCCUCAGGCUGUGGAGGGGAAAGAUGGAGGGGUUUACUGUGGGAACCAGGGUCCUCAGAUGUCCCUCCACUGCCAGAACCAAACCAGUGCAGACUUUAUGACAGACAAAGGAGCCUAUGAGGAUUUAUCUGGUGUUCUGCCCAUGCUGGGAUUUGAUGCAGACAACUUCACCCUGCAUAACCCCCUUCAGAUCGAUCCGCUAGACCUGGAGGAGCUUAACAUACUAGCAGAUGGAGACAUGGUCGAGGACCCUGUGAAAGGACACUGCUCUAACCUACUUAGGUGACCGGGGUAGUUGAAUGUAUCCAGGAACACUACUUUCAACUAAGAUGGCUGUCUUGGUAUGGUCUGAUGGCAGCAAUGUCAGUUGUAGUUUCUGUCCCGGGAUCUUUCACUGCUGGACAUAAUUUGAUUGGACAUUAAUGUUAUCUUACAGCAUCCUCAUGUGAUUGGCCAGGUCAUGGGAUUUAACAAGCAUGUAACUAUACAUCGACUGCCUCACACGAGACUCGUUAGCUGACUGCACUUUUUCUUAGUUGUCAUUUAAUGCUUGCCUGCAAUGGAAAAAUGCACCACAAGAGCUGGCAUCCCCUGCACCUUAGUUUAAAUGUAGUUGAAUAAUGAGAUUAGAUAUGUAAAAAAUAUAUAUUUCUAUUGAUAUGGAUUUUUGUAAUACAAUGAUGUACAUUCUAAUAUGAAUGGUGUCUUUUCACCCUCUAGUAGUGAUGAAAAGUUUUUAAAAAACACAUCUUAAACUUUGUGUAUUUAAUGUGGCCAAGAAAACAGUUAUUUACAUGUCCUUUUUUAAACAUCUUAUGACAUUGUGUACCAUUGUUUUAAAAGAAAAAUAAAUGAGCACGAAAUAA